GGGACAUGCCUCCGAGAAUUCCACAGCACCCCCUUCACCCGCGAGUAACCAUAAGUCUCAUUCAAAAGAGGAACCCCCAAAGAGGGACCCUUUGAAUCGCUUAAUAAAGGGGACUCCGAAGGACUCUAUUCCCCUAAGUAAGGGGCCAAGGCGUCAGAGAUCUUCGAGGUUCCACGUUACGGAGAAAGUCGAAUUAGAAAAAUUGCCGAAUUUUAAUGAAGUUUCACCUGACAAAAGACAAGAUCUUUUUUUGAGGAAACUCCAUCAAUGUUCAGUAAUUUUCGAUUUCAAUGAUGCGAGUGCUGACCUUAAAGGAAAAGAGAUCAAGAGGUCAACACUCACUGAACUCUUGGACUACAUAACCACAAAUCGGGGAGUUAUUACCGAGCCAAUAUAUCCUGAAGUAGUUUCAAUGUUCGCUAUCAAUCUUUUUAGAACCAUACCACCACAAGUCAAUCCUAUCGGAGAUGCAUUUGAUCCCGAGGAGGAUGAACCAGUUCUCGAACUCGCGUGGCCACAUCUGCAAAUCGUUUAUGAAUUUUUCCUUCGAUUCAUCGAGUCUCCCGAUUUCAACACAAAUAUCGCAAAGAAAUACAUUGACCUGCAGUUUAUAUUGCAAUUGCUGGAAUUAUUUGAUAGUGAAGACCCCAGGGAACGUGACUUCUUGAAAACCACCUUGCAUCGAAUUUACGGGAAAUUCUUAAACCUUCGCGCAUUUAUCCGAAGAUCAAUUAAUAAUGUAUUCUUCCAAUUCAUAUAUGAAACUGAACGUCACAAUGGUAUUGCAGAAUUGCUGGAAAUUCUCGGAAGCAUCAUCAAUGGUUUUGCGUUGCCACUAAAAGAAGAACACAAGACAUUCCUCACGAAAGUGUUGAUACCUCUACAUAAAGUGAAGUCGUUGACAUUAUAUCAUCCGCAACUUGCCUAUUGCGUGGUGCAAUUUUUGGAAAAGGACCCUUCAUUAACAGAAGAGGUCAUUUGCGGUUUGUUAAGAUAUUGGCCUAAAGUAAACAGCCAAAAGGAAGUAAUGUUUUUGAGUGAAAUUGAAGAAAUAUUGGAUGUCAUAGAAUCACAAGAAUUUGUGAAAAUUCAGGUACCUUUAUUCCAACAAGUUGCUAAAUGUGUGUCGAGUCCACACUUUCAGGGAGCUCCAUUGCAUUACAAUAUCGGAGUCACCUCGAAUUUGUCGAGAACAAACGUCCUCGAUGCCACUACCUAUAAUACAUUUGAUUCUGAAGACUUUGUUGAUGAGAAUCCAUCGAGCGGAGAGGAGGAUUCAGCGGAAGAAGAAGUGCAAAAUGAAGAAGAGGCGCAAGAGAAUGAUGACCACGGAGAACUUGUGCUAGAUGAAUCCGUAUUGUCCGAAUUAUCUCGGCAUCGUAGCUUGGAUGAAGUACUUAAUGGACCUCCGGAUGGAGGUGCACCAACAAACUCCUAA
This is a messenger RNA of Acaulospora colombiana, 1438 nucleotides long. NCBI's taxonomy places the organism in Eukaryota, Fungi, Glomeromycota, Glomeromycetes, Diversisporales, Acaulosporaceae. The record is from the annotation of a GenBank genome assembly.